Messenger RNA from Salvelinus fontinalis (brook trout), 4585 nucleotides. RefSeq lists its product as uncharacterized. Bases 2112 to 3695 code for a protein of 527 amino acids. NCBI's taxonomy places the organism in Eukaryota, Metazoa, Chordata, Actinopteri, Salmoniformes, Salmonidae. The record is from RefSeq and is a predicted model, not a curated record. The transcript has 3 exons.
GGCAUCCAGGGGAAGACGUAAGAAGUGUCCGUAUAGUCAUAGCAACGACAGUGCCCUUUUAAAUGACUUCAGAAGAGUGGCCAACAUUUCUCAAAUCUGACUCCAUGUCAGGGAAAUUGCUGUAGAAUGGGCUCUGUUCCACUUAGAGACAAAAUUUCAACUCCUAUAGAAACUAUAGACUGUUUUCUAUCCAAUAAUAAUAAUAAUAUGCAUAUUGUACGAUCAAGGAUUUUGUGGGAAGCCGUUUAAAAAAUUAGCCACAUUAGCAUAAGUAGUCUAAACAGCGCCCCCAUCCCCAACAGGUUAAGCAGCUUCACCUGGAAUGCUUUUCCAACAGUCUUAAAGGAGUUCCCACAUAUGUUGAGCACUUGUUGGCUGCUUUCUCUUCACUCUGCGGUCCAACUCAUCCCAAACCAUUUCAAUUGGGUUGAGGUCGGGUGAUUGUGGAGGCCACGUCAUCUGAUGCAGCACCAUCACUCUCCUUCUUGGUCAAAUAGCCCUUGAGGUGUGUUUUGGGAGGUGUGUUUUGGGUCAUUGUCCUGUUGAAAAACAAAUGAUAGUCCCACUAAACGCAAACCAGAUGGGAUGGCAUAUCGCUGCAGAAUACUGUGGUAGCCAUGCUGAUUAAGUGUGCCUUGAAUUAUAAAUAAAUCAUAGACAGUGUCAUCAGAAAAGCACCAUCACACCUCCUCCUCUAUGCUUCACGGUGGGAACCACACAUGCGGAGAUCAUCCGUUCACCUACUCUGCGUCUCACAAAGACUCAUCAGACAAAGUACAGAUUUCCACUGGUGUCCAUUGCUCAUGUUUCUUGGCCUAAGCAAGUCUCUUCUUAUUAUUGGUGUCCUUUAUUAGUGGGUUCUUUGCAGCAAUUCGACCAUGAAGUCCUGAUUCACGCAGUCUCCUCUGAACAGUUGACGUUGAGAUGUGUCUGUUACUUGAACUCUGUGAAGCAUUUAUUUGGGCUGCAAUCUGAGGUGCAGUUAACUCUAAUGAACGUAUCCUUUGCAACAGAGGUAACUCUGGGUCUUCCUUUCCUGUGGCGGUCCUCAUGAGAGACAGUUUUGUCAUAGCGCUUGAUGGUUUUUGCGACUGCACUUAAAGAAACGUUCAAAUGUCUUGAUAUUUUCCGGAUUGACUGACCUUCAUGUCUUAAAGUAAUGAUGGACUGUCAUUUAUCUUUGGUUAUUUGAGCUGUUCUUGCCAUAAUAGGGUCUUGGUCUUUUACCAAAUAUGGCUAUCGUCUGUAUACCACCCCUACCUUGUCACCACACAACUGAUUGGCUCAAACGCAUUAAGAAGGAAAGAUAUUCCACAAAUUAACUUUUAACAAGGCACACCUGUUAAUUGAAAUGCAUUCUAGGUGACUACCUCAUGAAAAUGGUUCAGAGAAUGCCAAGAGUGUGCAAAGCUGUCAUCAAGGCUAAGGGUGGCUACUUUGAAGAAUCUCAAAUAUAAAAUAUAUUUGAAUUUGUUUAACACUGUUUUGGUUACUACAUGAUUCCAUGUGUUAUUUCAUAGUUUUGAUGUCUUCACUUUUAUUCUACAAUGUAGACAAUAGUACAAAUAAAGAAAAAUCCUUGAAUGAUUAGGUGUGUCCAACAUUUUGACUGGUACUGUAUAUAUAAUGUAUAUGAAAAUCUAUAUGAGUAACAAUAAUAUGAAUAAUAAUAAUGUUUUACCAUGAAUAAGCUGUAGUUCAUUAUAACCUACAGACUGCUAUUGAUCACUUCGAUCCUUGACUGUUAUGUGUAUUUUUUGUUAUUUAUUUUACAUGAGUAAUACAGAAGUGAAUAUUUAUUAAGAGUAACGUGUCAGGGGGGAAGGGGUAUAGACCUAUAUUAUGCAGGACUUGGUCAGUUAGUUGCCGCUCCAUUUAUUUCAGAUGGAUGUGGUUUACUAUUGCUACUUAUUUUCUUUAGGGAAAGGAUCACGUUUCUGUCAUGCACAUUUGCAUCCCUUACGUGUGUGUGUGCAAAGGUGCAUGUCUGUCUGUCUGUCUGUCUGUCUGUCUGUCUGUCUGUCUGUCUGUCUGUCUGUCUGUCUGUCUGUCUGUCUGUCUGUCUGUCUGUCUGUCUGUCUGUGUCUCUCUGUGUCUGUGUGUGGGUAUGCAUGUGUCUGUGUGUGGGUAUGCAUGUGUCUGUGUCUGUGUGUGGGUAUGCAUGUGUCUGUGUCUGUGUGUGGGUAUGCAUGUGUCUGUGUCUGUGUGUGGGUAUGCAUGUGUCUGUGUCUGUGUGUGGGUAUGCAUGUGUCUGUGUCUGUGUGUGGGUAUGCAUGUGUCUGUGUCUGUGUGUGGGUAUGCAUGUGUCUGUGGGUAUGCAUGUGUCUGUGUCUGUGUGUGGGUAUGCAUGUGUCUGUGUCUGUGUGUGGGUAUGCAUGUGUCUGUGUCUGUGUGUGGGUAUGCAUGUGUCUGUGUCUGUGUGUGGGUAUGCAUGUGUCUGUGUGUGGGUAUGCAUGUGUCUGUGUGUGGGUAUGCAUGUGUCUGUGUGUGGGUAUGCAUGUGUAUUUGUGGGUAUGCGUGUGGGUAUGCAUGUGUAUUUGUGGGUAUGCGUGUGGGUAUGCAUGUGUAUGUGUGGGUAUGCGUGUGGGUAUGCAUGUGUAUGUGUGGGUAUGCGUGUGGGUAUGCAUGUGUCUGUGUGUGGGUAUGCAUGUGUCUGUGUGUGGGUAUGCAUGUGUAUUUGUGGGUAUGCGUGUGGGUAUGCAUGUGUAUUUGUGGGUAUGCGUGUGGGUAUGCAUGUGUAUGUGUGGGUAUGCGUGUGGGUAUGCAUGUGUAUGUGUGGGUAUGCGUGUGGGUAUGCAUGUGUAUGUGUGGGUAUGCGUGUGGGUAUGCAUGUGUAUUUGUGGGUAUGCGUGUGGGUAUGCAUGUGUAUUUGUGGGUAUGCGUGUGGGUAUGCAUGUGUAUUUGUGGGUAUGCGUGUGGGUAUGCAUGUGUAUUUGUGGGUAUGCAUGUGUGUGUAUGCAUGUGGGUAUGCAUGUGUAUUUGUGGGUAUGCAUGUGUAUUUGUGGGUAUGCAUGUGGGUAUGUGUGUGGGUAUGCAUGUGUAUUUGUGGGUCUGUGUCGUCUGUGUCUGUGUCUGUGUCUGUGGGUAUGCAUGUGUAUUUGUGGGUAUGUGUGUGGGUAUGUGUGUGGGUAUGCAUGUGUAUUUGUGGGUAUGUGUGUGGGUAUGUGUGUGGGUAUGCAUGUGUAUUUGUGUGGGUAUGCAUGUGUAUUUGUGUGGGUAUGCAUGUGUAUUUGUGGGUAUGCAUGUGGGUAUGUGUGUGGGUAUGCAUGUGUAUUUGUGGGUAUGUGUCUGUGUCUGUGUCUGUGUGUGUGGGUAUGCAUGUGUAUUUGUGGGUAUGUGUGUGGGUAUGCAUGUGUAUUUGUGGGUAUGUGUGUGGGUAUGCAUGUGUAUUUGUGGGUAUGUGUGUGGGUAUGCAUGUGUAUUUGUGGGUAUGUGUGUGGGUAUGCAUGUGUAUUUGUGGGUAUGUGUGUGGGUAUGCAUGUGUAUUUGUGGGUAUGUGUGUGGGUAUGCAUGUGUAUUUGUGGGUAUGUGUGUGUACGUUCAUGCAGGCUUCUCGUAGACAUACAACUCUGAAACAGAAAUACCUCAUAAACCUUCAUUUGAAAGCAUCAGAUCUUGUUUUUCCUUUUGUGAUGAACAUUAAACACAUGAACAAUGCCUUAUCUUGGAUUGAAUGUAAUGGCAUUUAUCUGUGAAAGAGAAGGCUUUACUCAUCAAAACCUUUAUUAAUCACUUAAAGGCAGCUUCAAACUAACAGGCAAACACAGGCAAACCAUCAGAACCUGCAACAUGCAAAAGGUUUGGACCGUGGUCUGACCACCGGGUACGGUUUACGAAGGGCCCAGGGUAUCGAUCGGCAUCUAGAAAAACACUUCAGUCUUAUCAUUGCAUUGUGAUCACAUGUUUCUGUUGUGACUAGUAGCGAGCUAUCCGAUGUUUCGUGCUGGAGUCGGACGGUAGGAGGCCAAUGAAGCUAGACCUUGCAGUGCGAUACUGUAUAUAACGUUGGUGUUGACUAUAUUUAAUAAUGUUCAUGACUGUUAUCUUCUUACUUAUGGGGGAAAAAAUCUAUAAUAUUCUAUACUAUGGGUAACUGUUUUGUGGCUUCACUAGCCUGCUGGGUGGGGCUGGCUGACGUUGGACGGACGUUGGAUUGACGUUGGGGAAACAUUCAGAAGGACUAUGUGCACUACGUCUAUAUGCACUUUGAUUUAUCAGGGAAAAAUGUAUUCAUGUUUUGUAAAUGUUUCAUAUGACACUUAAACGUGCCAAUCCAGUUUUUACAUCAUUCAUCAUGGAGAAUUCUGUAUUUUAUUUAUUCAACUUCAAAUCUAUUUAUUAAUUUAUGUACAUUUUUCAUUUGACUUCUUAUCAAUUGAUUAACUAAACGAAUUGAUUGGUUUACUUCCCAGUAAUGAAGUGUUUUACCAAAGUGACUGUGAACUUGUACCUUUCGAUACAGUUUAAUUAUUUUUCUUAAGACAAUAAUAUAUCUAUAUAUUGAGGGGGGAGUACAUCUCAUUGUUUUAGUUCCUGUCAUUAUCAACUGCAAAGUUGUAUAAAUAAAAAAAUGUUUUAAAAUGCG